Molecule: messenger RNA, 519 nt
Organism: Lactuca virosa
Lineage: Eukaryota; Viridiplantae; Streptophyta; Magnoliopsida; Asterales; Asteraceae
Source: the annotation of a GenBank genome assembly
AUGGUUCCUAAGAAAGUUAUCGUGAAAUUAAAGAAGUUGAAGUCCAAGUCCAAGUCUUCAGGAGUUGUUAUAAUAGAACCUACUGAUGAGGAGGCACAACAAAACAAUAAGCGUAAAGAUGAUGGAUUAUUCAAACCUUUUAAGAAGUUCAGAGCUCAGACUGUCGAAGAGCUUUCAACUACAAAUAAGGAUGUCACUGUUGAAUCGAAUACCGAUGAGACAAGUAAUCCUUAUGUCACUGUACAAGUAUCUAAUGUCGAUACAAACAUCGAUUCUUGUGAACCAAUCUCUACUUCGCUUCAUGGGAUGACUAAUGUUACUCCGCCUGAAGGUUCUAUUUCCAAGUCCAAUAUGGAAAAGGGUAGAUCUUCGAACAUGAUUGAAAACUUAUCUAAUAAGGACUCAAAUGUUACUAUUGGUGAGGAGACUUCAACAUCUACUUCAUACACUUCAAAUAUUCCACCACCCCACCCUCAUCUCCACUACCAACUUCAACUAUCAUACCAACAACAGUUCUAG